UCCCGCAUAUUUGGUCCAUUGUAAGCGACCAUACCCGGUUGGGUGAUGGCCAGCACUUGAUGAAGCUGUUAUGGCAUUAUUUGGGAUGUCACCACUCAUCAUUCCAAGCGGGAGAAGAGGAUCUGGAAAUAAGCCGAUACCAAGACCCAUCACAAACAUCACCUUAAGAAACUAAAGAAGCAAUAUGUUCCUGUAUCAUAUGGCAUCAUCGACAAUGCAGCAAGCAUACAGAUACCCCUGACUUCACAAUCAUCAGGUGAUGUGUACCCUCAUACCGAGAGUUACGAGUUUGUGACCAAUGAUGUUCAAACCCUGGACGGUAGCUAUGCCAACCAACACCCAAGUAGCAUCAACCUACCAUAUCACUUUAACAAUGUACAACAAGGCUAUGGAAUGGAAAACAGAAACCAAUAUCCGAAACAAAGCCAUCAGAAUUUAAACAGUGCGGGAUUUAGAAAUCCCGGUAGCUCAUCUGAUAGCCAGGGGAAAUACCUGCUGGAAUAUGGUGUUGGUAAAUUACAUGUCAGCCUAGGAAAUAACCAAUUAGAGAACAACAAAUUACGUCACAUCCAGGGACGUCACCAGCCAGCGAUUGGUGCCGGUCCAAUCCGUUUUCAAAGCGCUAGCCAUCAUGUAACCGUCCUAAAAUAUAGCAGUUCCAAUGUUCCUUCAAAAAACGACCAAGUUAUAAGUGGUCGAAACGGAACAUCUCCAGCAUUGAAAACCAACAAUGUGAUUCACAAUAGAGUCACCCAAGAGAGGAAUGGGUUUGAAAAGACUAGCCAAAAUAAUCAGCUGCAAGAUGUGAAAGAGAACGACGGCAUGUUAAGCGACACAUUGGUCCAACAGAACAUGAUCAAGAUCGAAGGCAAAGUUACACCAACAAAAUACAAUGGAGACUGUACAGGAUUGGGACUAAUGUUCGAAGGUGGUCAUGUUAAACUCAGUAGCAAGUCCCUAACGAAGAUUCCUGCAAAAGACAUGACGUUUUUGGUUUGGAUUCGACUACGGACUGUGAAUCAAGUAGCUACUAUCUUUUCUACCGCUGUUUCUGGUGGUGGUAGACAGAUAUUAGAAUUGAGACCCGCUGAGGGAAGCAUGCCGAAUGGCCGUCUGAAGUGGACAGUCAAUACAGACAAAACAAGUACACUCUUCAGCAUAGAGACCGAGAAUAUCAUUCCUUCUGGAAUUUGGACACACGUGAUCGCCAAGUACGAUGCCACCCAGGGAAGAGCGUACCUCUUUGUCAACGGUGAGAAGACACUGAAGUUAAAGAACGUCAAAAAGGGCGCGAAGCUUCCCUGGGGCGAUGACAUUGUAAUCGGAGGCUUGACAGAUGAAUCGUAUAAAGUAACUUUUCCAUUUUUGGGUGGAAUACUGAACAUGAGAUUCGUAGAGAAGCCCUACCAAGAUGCGGAGAUUGACGCAGCAUAUAAACACUGUAAGCCGGAAGAUGCAGGGACACCGUAUUUGGUGACCGUGUGUUCUGGGGAGAAGCUUGGUUCUGGCACAACUUCAGGCGUCUAUUUACAGAUCACUGGGGAAACUGGUCAGUUUGGGGAAGUCAAACUUGGAAGUCGUUUUUCCGCUGGUUGCACAAAAUCAGUGACUAUCUAUGGUCCUCCAGUUGGCAGAAUCCAGAGAAUAAGCGUCAGGAAAAGCAACAAGGGUAUUAUUUCAAAAUCAUGGAUCCUUGACAAAAUAGAGAUUUCCACCGAAACAGUGCCCAGAAUCACCCAAGUAUACCACUUUAAAUGUAGUUGCAAAUUCAAGGAAGGUCAGCUACAGCGCUAUUUGGACGCCAAACCACGAGUUGACGGAGGCUGGUCUGAUUGGUCGGAGUGGAGUGGAUGCGGUACAGGAAUGUGUGGUGGAGACAUGAAGGUUCGAACAAGAGCCUGCACAAAUCCUGUACCUUCUGAAGGAGGGAAAAUUUGCAUUCUACCCGACAAGACGUUUGCUAAUUUUGAUAAACAAACGGAAGAGUGCUCGGUUAAUGGUGACUGGGGCGCUUGGAGCAGCUGGUCAGAGUGUGAUCAAAUCUGUGGUGGAUCUAAAGUAACACGAACAAGGGCUUGUGACAAUCCUGCUCCCAAAAAUAAUGGGCAGGACUGCGUGGGACCUAAAGAAGAGACAAAAAUGGACUGUACUCAAGAAUGUGAAGAUUGGCCUGUCAAUGGUAACUGGGCCGAAUGGGGAGCUUGGAGCGCAUGUUCAAAAUCCUGUGGCGGAAGUGUUGUGACUCGUAAGAGAACGUGUAGCAAUCCUGCUCCACUGAGGAAUGGUUUACCUUGUGAAGGAGAUGACACCGAGACUGCAACAGACUGUACUGUACACUGCCCAAUCGAUGGAGCAUGGACCGAAUGGGGACCGUGGACUGAAUGUAGCACAACAUGUGGUCCAGGACAACAGAUGCGUCAACGAAACUGUACCAAUCCACCUGCUGCUUAUGGCGGGAAAGAUUGUUCAGAAAAGGACUCCCAAGAAGUCCAGGAAUGCAAACUUGUAGCUUGUCCAAAUGCAGUGAAUGGUAACUGGGGCGAUUGGGGCGCAUGGUCAGAGUGCAGUGAGAAAGAGUUCUGUGAUCUUGGUGAAAAGAAACGCACUCGUAAAUGUGACAAUCCAGCCCCUGCCGAGGGGGGUGAUCCGUGCAUUGGCUUGGACACUGAAGAUGAAAUAUGUCCCAAAGACAACUGUAAACCGGCCAAUGGAGACUCUAUUCAAGUCAAACCUUCAUCAUUCAUCGCGGAAUCCUGUAAAGCAGAGACAGCUUACUUCGCUGGAGGUACGAAGGCCAGCGAACUUCCCGACUCGAUCUAUGGCAACCAGUUUAAAGCAAUCACAGAUGAARUCAAGACAAGUUACUUCAGUAAGACAGAGGAAAAUAACAAGAAGGAAACGAUUACAAAAUUUUGCUUUCAACCCUCAAGACCAUUGUCAAUAGCGAAGCUUGAGAAGGUGUUUCCUGGUUAUACGCAAGUGCCAUCUUUACCUGAAUUCAAAAAACCUCCUGGUACUGACAAUUCCGCUGGUCUGUCUAUAUCACUAAAGGCGGAUGGUUCGUUGUUUGGAGGGGAAUUCAGCCUUGGAGAGUCCGGAUCCUACUCACCUAUCAAAGGAGUUAAGCUUAAAAAAUCUCGUUUUUUCUUCAAAACCAAAUCUGGAGAAAGAGGAAUCGUAGCGUAUGCAAAACACGACUUUGUUAAUAAUGUCUUUGACGUCGAAGUCAAGCAAGGACCGGAAAUGAAGGGCAAAAGCAAAGGCCAAACAGACCUAGAAACGAUUGUCAAUACACUAUCACUUCCUCAAGCUACAUCCCUAGUAGGGAGUCCAACAGUUACUGCGCAAGACACCUUGAAAAAUCUCUUUCUGGAUUAUCUUGUCAAUCUUGGUCUCGCUAAGGUACAAGUGAAUGGCCUCUCAGAAGCAGCUACUGCUACAACCAAACGAAUCUCUGGUGCAGUCGUUUCGGGUGAUACUCAAGAGCUCUUUUACUUAGAGAUCAUAAAACAGAAGGACUUUGCUAUUGGAUUGAGCUCAGACAAAGCAACGUUCCAUAACUUUAUGGAAAUGAUACUUAAAAAGCUGAAAAAGAAGCCUGGAAGUUUUGAGCUCUUUGGAUCGAUGACAGAUACAACGGUCGGUAUUGCUUUUGCCCAGAAAGGUUUUAAAGUUGAACCAGCUACCAAGUUCGAAAAAGAACCUUUGAAAUCUGCAGCUGGGGCGUCCAUGAAAGAGGGUGUAUUCAUAGCGAUACGUACUAAACUACCCCAAACAUGUCAAAGUCAAGUUUGUGAGCUGGCCCAUGCUAUACUCGGCAAGGAUUCCUGGCUUAUGUUCACGGGAAAUGCCAACAAGAAAGGGCUGGAUUUUACAGCUGCUGUUCUUGACAGGAAGAUCACUGAGACGAUAAAAUUUUCAAAGCUAGAACUUUAUGUGAAGGCCAAAUUCUUGCCGCCAACAGCUACAGUAGGCUUCAGAAUGGCCAUAAAAUUCCCAGUCGAGGGAGAGGUGUACAAGGAUAACAUACUUCAACCAAAAUCAGAACUUACUUUGGGUGGAUCACUGGAAAUAUCUACUCCUCUGGUGUUUGGUACCACGCUAGAAAUGAAGGGUAUUUGGAGAAAGGUGUUUGGAAUUUCGUUUUUGGCAAUCGGUGAUAUUAGACUGAGCUUUAAAAUCAAUGCAGCUGGAAUACCAACGCAGUUGGGAUUUUCUGGCACAGUACAAUUAGGGAAAAACUGCUAUUAUCCUCAAGACUUUGAGAAAAAUGGAAUGUGUAUACGAGGAAGAGUUGAUUUUAGUUUAGGCACAGCACUGAGCACACAGUACGUAUAUGGCGAUAUAUCUGCUGUAACGGUUGGUAAAGUCUUUCGAAUGUUUGGAUCAAAGCUUGAGCUACCAGAGAAGAUAGCAAGUAGUGGAUUUGAGAAGGAAGUAGUGUUUUCUUUCGCAGGAAAGGAGCAAACCAUACAGUUCCAAGGCGUGGAAAAGAAACUCAAGACUGGAUUAUACGUAAAAGGAGCAUUARACCUGCUUGGGUUCAGUGUAGUCACAGAAAUACAAAUCAGCCCUAAAAUCAUCUUUUUCCAAGUUGAACUAUCGCCUUUCGAGCUACCGGGCAAAAUUAUGCUUGUUCGAUCUUUAACUGACAAGAAGAAGGGGCCUUUAUUCUACGCCAAAGCUACGACAGAUCCAUUGGCCGCUGAGGUUUUCCUCCAAGGAGCUGCAACGAUAUUUGGUGUCGGAACAGAGGUCAAGUUCCUUUUCAAGCCAUCGUUGAUUGAAGCCACUCUCAAGUUAGCUUUGCCGUUUGGUAAACUAGGAGCAGAGCUAUACGUGAAAGGGUCGUAUGGCACAUCUUUGAAAGAAACUGGCUUCACUGCUAAAGUGAAUAUAACAAGUGGGCUUUUGCAGGUUCAGAAAGAUGCUUCUGGGGAUGUGGAGAAGACUGUAAAUCUUGCUCGUGGAAAGAUACAAACGGCGAGAGAUAAAAUCAAGGAGCAGAGAGAAAGCUGUGAAAAGCGUGUAACGAAUUACUGCGAGAAAUGCCAAGAGAACGUCUGCGAUUCAAUUUCAAACAAUUGUGAGGCAGCAUUGGAUCAGUUUAAAAACUACAUUGGUGAAGCAGCAAAUAAAUUCGGUGGCUGGUUCGUUGGUGCUGCCAAGAAAAUAGCAUCAACAUUCAAGAAUCCACGAGAGCGCAGAAGCGUCGAGUUCUUUCCGGGUCGAGCCCAGAUGAUGACACGUUUGAGGCGCAAGAGAUUCGUUGGGAAUUAUCUUUGUAAGACGUUAGCCCCAGCCAUCUGUAAGGGAUCAAAGAAGUUCUGUCAAGCUUCCUGUACUCUCAACAAGCACAUCACUAAAGGAGUCUGCAAAGGACUCGAUCUGGCUCACAAGUCUCUUUUCCUGGUAGAAGACAGUUUUCACUGGGCAAAGCGCAUCCAUGAUGUUGUAGUCAAAGAUAUGCUCGCUGUUCAUGGCAUUGUCUUCGAGCUUGAACUCUCUUCAAACUUGGGCGCAAGGGUUGCAGCAUUAAUUGAUAUCACAAUUAUGAAGGUUCGGCGAAAGAUCGGUCUUGACAUCAGCCUGGCUAAUCUAGUAGAGAUGGCCAAAGAAAUUGUCAAUAAAGCUAUCUCUGAAUUUAAGAACAUGCUGUCCAAGAGAUACACUCAACCUAAAUAUGACAAGCCGAAUACUGUUGGCGAUGUUAUGGUUGGAGCUCCAUUCAGAAUCAAGAAUGUCGGUAACAACAUGUGCAUCAAAAGUCCAGGUCCCGACAACAAGGGAGCAGGUUUCAGUACCAGCGCCUGCUCUAGUGCAGAUACUCAGUGGGUCUAUACUCUGACGGGCGCUUUAAUGAACAUACACAGUGGCCUAUGCUUGUCAUUCACUGGUACAGGCAAAGACCUCAAAAUCGUUCAACAAGACUGUAAGAUCAAUGACGAGAACCAACGCUUCACGUGUGAACAUAAUAGGAUCUUCUUGGGUAAUAGUAAAACGGACUGCUUGAUUGAAAAAGCAUCGGUCAUCACUGCUGGUCCCUGUAAACCUGCACCAGCAGACGAGACUGAAGACUUUGAAACUCCCGAAGCUGAGAGAUGGGUUGUAAAUGAUGAUCCUAGACUGAAAGUUUGUGAUAAUUAUGUACAAGAUUUGGCUCUCAAUAAACCUGCAACACAGUCAAGCAGCUUCAACAAAAACGACCUCGACCAAGAAGAACUAAAGCUGCUUGAUCCAAAUGACCGAGAAACUAUAUUAACGAAGACAGGGGCUGAGCUGGCUGUGAAUGGGGACAUGUCCUUUACCCUGCGAGAAGGCUCCUGCUCACAUACGUCCCAGACAAAAGACCCCUGGUGGAAAGUGGACCUUCUUGAUGAGCACAUUAUUACUGAUGUCAGCAUUCAAACUGCGAGCGAGGGCCCAAAACUAGACGCAUUAGAAAACUUCGAAAUCCGUGUUGGCAUCCUACAAGAAUUCCAGAAGAAUCCAAUGUGUGGCGAAAGAGUGGCAGCAGCUCACCUGGGUGAACUGUGGACAUCCACAUGUGAUCCAGCCAUCCCUGGUCGCUACGUGUCUGUUCAGACAUUCGGCGAGAGAUUCUUGACACUCUGCGAAGUAGCUGUGUAUGCCAGAAAAGAUAAUCAAGGGAAGUGUUCUACUGAACUCAAGCGAAGACGUUCCAACAUCGCUACUGUACCUCACAAAGACUGUGUUCUCAAGAGAGCACAGAUCACCUAUGGACGGUAUGACUAGUGGAAUCAAGUAGUAGUGGAAAAAAGUAGGAAAAUUGUGUUUAUUUGUCAGGCCAAAACUCUUGUGAGUAAACUGAUUGUACAUGCAGUUAUAAUAUGUGAUAUUCUUUAUCUCUUAAAUGAUCUCAUCUUAAUGAUCAACUGAAUUUUAUCUACAACUGCAAAGAUAAUAUUGUUGAAUUAUAGAAGGAAGGAAUUUAGACAGAUUUUUCUCGAGGCUGUGUAUUGGUAAACGGUUUAAUGUCCAAACUUAAUCUUAUUAAAUUGAAAGAGUAUAACUA
Messenger RNA from Actinia tenebrosa (Australian red waratah sea anemone), 7036 nucleotides. RefSeq lists its product as uncharacterized. The record is from RefSeq and is a predicted model, not a curated record. Lineage: Eukaryota; Metazoa; Cnidaria; Anthozoa; Actiniaria; Actiniidae. Gene Ontology annotation, molecular function: protein binding.